Messenger RNA from Rhopalosiphum padi (bird cherry-oat aphid), 776 nucleotides. RefSeq names its product intraflagellar transport protein 20 homolog. The record is from RefSeq and is a predicted model, not a curated record. The transcript is spliced from 4 exons. Lineage: Eukaryota; Metazoa; Arthropoda; Insecta; Hemiptera; Aphididae. Gene Ontology annotation, biological process: protein localization to cilium; centrosome localization; intraciliary transport. Gene Ontology annotation, cellular component: intraciliary transport particle B; cilium; centrosome. The coding region runs from base 289 to 687 and encodes 132 amino acids.
ACAUAUUUUGUAAUUGCGUAGAAAUCCUAAAAUAUUUUAAAAAGGUCAUUGGCCAUUGUCAUUAUUUUUCAAUCGUUACCGUUUAUAUUAUAAAAAAAAUUAUCACCAACCGAGUCGAGUUUUCAAAUAAGCACGUAAAGUGUAAAACCGUCGUAUUAUCGCGGGUGUGCGUCAUGCGUUAGAUAACAACGAAAACAGUAUCAAAAAUAUUCAAAAUACGCGCGUUUCACUAUACCUGCCAGAUCGUUGGAAGUGUUGGAGCACAAAUUUUCCGUAAUAACAUAGAGGAUGGCUGACAGCGUACCCGUGUCGGAUGUCGUUUGCGUCGACGACAUGGGUAAGGCUAGAGUCAUGGAACCCGUGUUGGCGGACAAGGUGGCCGGUCUGAGGGAUCAAUGCGCAGAAUUCAUGAGCGAUAUAGAGCUGUACCGCGAGUCGGUUGACACGUUUAUUGGCGUCAUGGACCAUCUGGCCAAACAGGUGGAGCGAGAAAAGCGAGAUGCGAUUGUAGUGUCGAACAAGCUGGCGUCGUUGCCUAACAAGGCGGAAGAAGAAAUCGCCAAGUUAAAAUCGCUAAUCGAACAAAAGACAACGGAGCUCGAACGUUACAAGGUAGAGCACAGAUCGCUUCAAAAAAUCGAAUCCGACCAAACGGACUUAAUACAUCGAUUAUCGUUUCAAAACUAAACACGGUUUUGGAUAAAUUGUGAGCGUCAUUCAUUAAUAUUGAAUAAAGGCAUAAAAUGAUACAAAUAAAUAGCAAUACUUAAAUAUUA